AACACGAAAUGGAAUAGGCCGACUUGUAAACAAAACGGAAGUUGGUCUGCAUGGCUGCCGAGAUAGUCGUUAGAUCAGUGAUAAUCGGAUGCAGUGUGCACGGAUUUGACAGGUUUUAAAGCUAACUAGAGGCAAAUUGGAGCCAUGGCAGAUCUUGAAGAACUUAAACAGAAGUAUAAAUUCCACGAUGAGACCCUGAGUUAUUUUAAACUACGAGCCGAGGCUGGGUUUGGGUCGUACCCGAACGCACCGUCCGUAGAAGCGGCGAGAGAUAUUAAUUUGCAAGUGACCAAAAAAUUUGCUGGCGAGAUCGAAUUUGACGGAUCGGAGAAGGAGUUUAACGUUCCUUCACCAUAUGUCCCAGAUGGUAUUCCUGUGACAGUAUAUAAAUCUAAGAACUGCAGUCUAGUAGUAGCUCCAUCCAUAUUUGUGUUUUUCCAUGGAGGCGGUAAUGUGGUCGGCUCCAGGCAAACUUGUGAUGUCAUCUGUAAGCUGUUCUCAAGAGACGCCCCAUGUGUGGUCGUCAACGUGGAAUACAGACUCGGACCAGAACACCUAUUUCCCGCGAGCAAUGACGAUGCUAAGUGUGUGGUCCGCUGGGUAUCCAUGAAUAAAUCACUAUUAGGUGCUGUCAACAACAGUACGGUGGGUGUGGGCGGGGACAGUGCCGGGGGACAACUUGCUGCCACCGUCGCUCAUCAGCUACAUUCGGUUGUUAAUUACCAGAUUCUAAUAUACCCCAAUGUUGACUACAGGAGGCAGUAUGCAUCUCAGGAGGAAUUUGAAAAUUUCCCUGGACUUUCAAAAGAGAUGACUCAAUGGUUUUCCAAAAACUAUAUAGAUGAUAGUAAGAAGGAAACAGUUCUAGCCUCGCCUAUUCUAAAUGAAAAGUUCAACUGUCUGCCGCCUGCAAUGAUCAUCCUGGCAGAGUUUGAUGUUCUUAGAGAUGCCGGCUAUGCAUACCACGAAAAGUUGAAGAAAGCAGGUAUCCGCUCACAGACAUUCUGUGUUAAGGGGGUGACGCACGGCUUUUUCCAUCUCCCAGGUCAUUUCAAGGAAUCCUGCCAGAGAGCCCAUGAAAAGGUCUGCAAGUUCAUCAAAGCCAGCUCGUGAUCUAUCAACAGAUGUUGCCUUGGUUACCGGGAGACUGUGCCAUUGGAUGAAAUUGUGUUUAAUAAUUCUCUAGCUUAUUUUAACAGUGUUUGUAUAGAAAUGUUAACUGUGUAUCGCUAGUCAAUAUAAAAUGUUAGAAAAUAACAAAUUUAUACAAUAUAGUCUAAAGUCCCAUUGAAUAUCUAUAAAUUUUGCUCAUUAUUUUUACUCAAGACCGGAGACAUUAUCAAGAUCUGUA
Pecten maximus is the source of this 1351-nucleotide messenger RNA. RefSeq names its product AB hydrolase superfamily protein C1039.03-like. The transcript has 8 exons. Gene Ontology annotation, molecular function: short-chain carboxylesterase activity. The record is from RefSeq and is a predicted model, not a curated record. Lineage: Eukaryota; Metazoa; Mollusca; Bivalvia; Pectinida; Pectinidae. The coding region runs from base 145 to 1113 and encodes 322 amino acids.